GCUGAAAGACUCUAGCGAACAUCACCCUGCAGCUGAGCCCAGGCACCCAGCCCAGGCAUGGCGGCCCAGGCGACGGCCGUCGUGGGCGUCGCCCUGCAGCUCGACGUACCGAGCCUGAACGAGCCGCUGCUCGCGUUCCUCGCGACGCGGGCGGGCAUCACCGCGCUCUGCGCCGCCAUCGUCUCGCGGCAGCAGCGCGCCUCCGCGGCGGCGCUCGCGCGGAGCGCGCGGGCCGCGCGCCUCUUGGUCGGAGACGCGGACGACGCGGCCGGCGCGGCCGGCGUCGCCAAGUGCCUCGACGACGCGCUCCAUCAACUUGCGGCGGCGCGGCUCCUCGACGCGCUCGACGCCGCGACGCCACGGGCGUUCGCGCGCCACGCGGCGUACGCGCUCGUGCGGCUCUUUCGCGGAAAGCCCGACGCCGUAUACGAAGCGGCGCUCGACGGCGACGACGGAAGCGACGGCGACGAGAGCGACGGCGGCGCGCCGCGCGCGCCGCCGCGGCUCGCGCGCCUCCUCGACGCCGCCCCCGAGGUCUUCGUGGAGCUCGCGGGGGGCGGCGUCCCGGCGGAGGCGCGGCCCGAGGACGCCCCCCCCCACCCGCCGGCUGCCCCUUCGCCCGAGGCGCGGUGGAAAUUCUGCAUCGCGCUCGCGCGCUGGCGGUGUCUCCGCAGCCUCGCGGAGCGGUGCGUCUGCGGCGGAGACGGCGCCGGCCGCGCCGCGGCGGACGCGUGCCGCCUCUUCGCCGAGUGCGUGGAAGCCGCGGCGCGCGACGUCAAGUGCGGCGAGGUGCUGCUCCGGGGCCUGCCCGGCGUCGAGGCGCCGCUCCUGGCGCUGCUCGAGGCUCCGGACGCGCCGCCCCGCGCGCGCGUCGCGGCCGCGGCCGCGCUCGCCGCGGCCUGCCGCGCGGGCGCCGCGCCGGACCGCGGCGCGCCGGGACUCGCGCUCGAGGCGCCGAAGACGACGGGCGGGAUUGACGCGGCGCGGAGCGCGUUCCUCGCGAGCGCGUCGCCGGUGAUCGCGCGGCGCGCGGCGCGCGCAUUGAUCGAGUGCGACUCGCCGCUGCUGCGCGUGCACCUCGCGACCACGCUCGCGGCGUGCGUCGCGGCGGCUCCGACGGCGGCGUUGGGCGAGAUACCCAGAGGGGCCUGGCGCGACGUCGCCGACCGCUUCGUCGCGGGCCGCGACGGCGACGUCUUCCUACGGAUCGCAUUCAAGCUGCUCGCGGCCGCGCUCGUCGCGGGCCACGCGCCGACGGACCGGACGCUGGUCGUGGACUGCGACGUCGGCGCGCGCUGCGCGGCGUCCCCGGACGAUCCGUUCCGCCUCGCGCUCUGCGACGUGCUGCGGCUGCGCUGCGCGAGCCUGCCGCGCGACGCGCCGCUGCGGCGGCUGCUCGCGGCGUCCGCGCCGUGGCGCGCGGCGCAGAAGGCCAUCAGGGCCGCGGCGCGCGCCGAGAACGCGCGGCAGCCGCGCGGGGCGCCGCAGCUGGCGGCGCCCCGCGUCGACGGCCUCUUCGGCCUCCUCGACCCCGGCGCUCCCGCGCCGGUCGGCGGGUUCGAUGGAGACGACGUCGACACGUUACUCGACGAGCGCGUCGACCUCGGCUCGCCGUACGCCGCGGCGCGCGGCUUCGGCGGCGUCGAGCCGUUCGUGCCCCCGGCGAGGGCGCGGCGACGCUCGACUCUGAGAUAGCUCCCUGGCCAUGCUGUGUGUUUAUUUUCUUGCCUGCCUGCCACGGCGGGCAAAGGGGAAUUUUAGGUCUGGUGAUUGAUUCGGGGGCCGGAGAGGUCUGUUUAAAUCUUGAAAAUGCCAUCCACCUCGGGGCCCUACGGUUCCUCGGCCUACGCGGCUCCCCCCCGCUGUCGCGGUGUAGGAGAGAGCGCAAGCCCUGGGAGACCUGAAUUUUCUCAUUUGGGAGGCUCCCUGGAUCAUGGGGGUUUCAAAAGCUUUUCAGGUUUUCUAUGGCGCCGCAAACAUCCCAGUGGGGCACACUAUUUCGUUAGACUACGACACUACGCUGCCGGGGAAGUCCAGAAUUACACACCCUAUUUCCCCCUGCAUCGCAGUCGCGGGGGGGCGGCUCCGAGUCGGGGUGGGUACCCAGUCACGGUGCGCGCGCGGCCCGCCGGGUAAUUUAGGAGAACUCGGAGUAGAAUUUUUUUACUAUACACUUCUUGAAUAAUAUGGAGCCCCGCUCAGGGCUAGCGGCUUCAGACACUAGCUCCGUUAUUACCAGUAGUAGCCAGCCUUUUAGCAACGCGCUCGUCGCACACUGACCCUGCGCGAAGACUACAGAUCCAGGAGCCACGGAUGGCGCUCGCCCAACGGCUGUGGAAGGCCAUGAGCCGCCAUUACCAAAAGAACGUCGCCGGGCGAGUAUCCCUGCCUCCCCGUAGACGCCAAGCGCUCGCGGCACGCGCCGGCUCCGACGACGACGCGUUCGAGAGCCGGCUCCUCGCGCGCGCCUCGCCGCCUCGACGCGCGCCGCCGCAGGUCCCUCUCCGAGUUCGGGCUCAAGUACGACGACAUAAGAAUUGAAAGUGAUGCGGACUACGCAAAGGCCCUCGACCGCCUGCAGCAG
Molecule: messenger RNA, 2584 nt
Organism: Pelagomonas calceolata
Lineage: Eukaryota; Pelagophyceae; Pelagomonadales; Pelagomonadaceae
Source: the annotation of a GenBank genome assembly